Messenger RNA from Penicillium subrubescens, 2868 nucleotides. RefSeq lists its product as uncharacterized. The record is from RefSeq and is a predicted model, not a curated record. Bases 1 to 2868 code for a protein of 955 amino acids. The transcript is spliced from 6 exons. NCBI's taxonomy places the organism in Eukaryota, Fungi, Ascomycota, Eurotiomycetes, Eurotiales, Aspergillaceae.
AUGGGUGACCCUUUUUCGGUGGCAGGAAGUGCCGUUGGGGUGGUAUCCCUCGGUCUUCAAGUCUGCCAGGGUCUGGUAUCAUACAUUAACAAAUACAAAUCUGCGGAUAAGGAGGUCAAAAAUAUAAAAUGCAAGGUUGAAGGCCUGAAUUUGAUACUACAAGAGCUUGACGAUCUACUGAAAGGCGUUGACGGGACCGAUCCGUCGCUGUCGGGCAAGUUCAAAGUCGCUCUCCGUAUGAUCACAGAUUGUGAAAGCGGCAUCGAGGAUGUGAAGAUCACUCUUUCGAAGAUUCAAAGUUACUCUUCAGAGCCUUCACAGGCAGUCUUUCCAAAUAUUAAAACUGCCUCCAAGCGGGCACUGUACCCAUUCCGACGCGACGCUUUGGUGGACCUAUUGACUGUUCUUGAGGGGCUACAGGAGAACCUCGAUACUGCAUUGGCUUUGUCGCAUGUUGCUUUGAGCCUUGACUACAAAAGCCGGAUUGUUUCUGUGCAACAAUCAACGAUUGAUAUUGUCGCAAAUACUAGUCAGACAUUAGCUCUGGCCCAAGGUUUUGAACAGAGACAUGAGGAUAUGGACCAGAUACUCUCAAGGUUAGACCGGCGAAUGGAGCAAAUGCAAUCAACAAUUACCCAUUACUCUAUGAGGAAUCUACCUGAGCCCGCAACUCUUCGCUCAAUCUUUGAUACCCAGCAGGAAGUAGAGCGCGACAUCGACACUUUUGUGACGAGUGUACAAUCUAAGAAGCAUCGACAAGUGAGACGUUGCUUCUGCAGUACACCCAACGGCUUUACCUCUGCUAUCACACAUAGGCGAGGAUGUCCGCAUUUUGUUGCAAGUCAGCGAGUAAAGGUCUUGCGGUCUCAGUACAAAUUUUGCAACAGGUUUUUAUCAUGCGCACUUGACGUCUCACUGAGUAUUACAACGGGAGCAGGCGGCUUCGCGAUCAGCCCAAAUCUAGCCUUCCGGGCAAUCGUUAGGGACUCGCCUGCAUUCGAACUGAUGACCGAUGCCAUUGAAUCUUUCCGAUACUCAGGAGGUGGGCUUGAACUGCUCAAAGAUCUGCGAGUAAAGCUUUUCCGCCUUUUUCAGGAAGGCAAAGCAUCCCCGACAGAUACAGAUCAAUAUGGCGACACUAUUUUCCAUCUUCUGAUGGACCUCAUCGCCUCCACACUUUUUUCGACAAAUGCGGCGUGUCUUCCAGCCGCCCAUCAACUACUUAUAGAAUUGUCUUCGUCGAGCACUCUGCCCACCAACGUCGACAGUUUUGGAAGAACUAUCGCUGACAAGUUAUUAUACGAGCUUUCUAUAGACACUAUCAUCCAACAACGUGUAAGGAGGGGCGUCUCCCAAACCCACGGCAUCCUACAAGAUAUACAUUACAUUAAUUACGCAAACGGCGCUAUUGGUGAUGCCUUUCGGUUUAACCUAGCUCAACGAAUGAUGGAGUCAACAGACAACUGGAAUUUUCAUGUUCCGGAACUUCUCGAGCCUCUCAUGGUUUAUGACAAGAACCUUUUACACUCACUUCUUAUCGCCCCAAGUUUUCUCGCAUGUUCGGAAAUUCCGUAUAGUUACAACUAUUGGCCAGAAGGGCUUCAAGUCUUGUUGCAAUCCGGGAAGUUGCCAAGUCGAGAAGCCCUGUUGUAUGCGUGCUAUGUGAAUAUCCCAGAAAGUGUGGGCCUUCUCUUAUCGGCUAGAUCGUUCUAUCUUGGGUCAAGGCAUAUGGGGGCAGCGAGUCUGGGGCAGAGUAUUGAAACUAUGAGCCUGAUAGUUGAUGCAUUCGUGGAAGAAAGGAGAGAACUGCAGUCCCUGGCAGAAAAUCAUCUUACCAGUGAGGAAGUCGCAAGCCUCCAGCUGAAGUCACACAACCUCCUUGACUUCCAGGCCCACAGAGCUUAUGAAUUAUUGCAGGCGAGUGGACUCACUCUCCCUGACUGGGGGAAUGAGAACAAGGGCUACUUAGCUUAUGUUUCUAUUCGAGACAAUUGCGCCAUGGCGGACUUUCUUUGGCACGGGGGCUACAGAGACGUUGAUGAGAUGGACUCCGAGGGCUGCACCAGCCUCAUGUUUUCACAAACACUCGGAUUUACUGACUGGCUGAUUUCGCAUGGUGCGGAUAUUCAUCGCAGAGUGUGCGGCAUACCAGCAUUACACCUCAUGACAGACAAUGUUCACUUGAAUAUUUGGCCAGUCUGCAGCUCCGACAAAGGGAUUCUUCCAACCUUCCAGCUCCUUCUGCAGGAUAAAGCUCAGGACCAUUGUGAAUGUCCCUGUUCUUCGGCUGGUUGUCUUGCUAUUACCCGGUUCCUGCACAACGCCCUUACCCGGGACUACCGGACAGGACCGAGGGACAUUUUUGAUAUGAUACGCCUUCUAUCAGAACUGAUCUCCCUUUUAGAGGAAGACCCUUCUCCUCACGCCGCUUUUGAGAUCAUCCGUUUCUUCAACUUUGAAGCGCUUCAACUCCCACACACGUGUCGUCAUCCAGUGCAAUGCUUGUCAACCGAAGAUGGCGAUUGCGAUUACUCUCCUCACCUUGAACCAUGUUAUCACUGGGAACCAAGGGACUGGGAAGAAAUUGACGAAAUGCAGGAUGAAUGGCGAGAGCUGAUCUCCGUGCAUGAAGAAUUGGUGGCCAGAUUCCAGAUCAUGUAUGAAACAUCGGACCUGCCCCUGUGUGAAUUCCUUGGCACUAUUUGGCAGGAAGAAAUGUUAAAAAGAUCUCAGAAUGAUGACCCUCCAAGCCAAGAGGAAAUCAGUCGAGUGCGUGAGCUAGGAGUGAUUUUCGAUGAAGUGGAGGAUGACUUGUCUGGAAACGAGCCGGGCGACGCAGAGGUGAAGUCGGAUGCUGAAUCCAGCUGA